CUCUUUUGCAGACUUUAAUUAUCCCUGUCCUGUGUCUUGUUUUCAUCUAUCUCUGUUAAAAUAAAUCUCUAUCCGCCAGGUCCUUACCCUCUCCUACUCCCAGUCUGCCGUCUCCCCUCCCCCACUUUCAGCUAUCUACCUUCCUCCAGUGGCGCAAGAUGAAGCUCACAUUCAGAGAUUUGAAACAACAAAAAUUCGUGAUUGAUGCGGAACCUUCGGAGACUGUCGGCCAGGUGAAAGAGAAGAUCUCCACGGAGAAAGGGUGGGAUGUACCUUCGCUGAAGCUCAUUUACUCUGGGAAGAUCCUUCAGGAUGACAAGACGGUUGAGUUCUACAACAUCGAGGAAAAGGGAUUUAUCGUGUGCAUGGUUUCUAAGCCCAAAACUCAGCCGUCCUCGCAAAGUCCGUCAACACCAGCUAAAUCAGUGACUUCAACUCCCGCGCCCCCUCCUGCUCCCGCUCCGUCCACAAACACAUCUACAACAGCCACCUCUGGCCCCGUUCCGGCAACCCCUUCGCCCGCUUCAUCUGGGGCUGCCCAGUCCUCUGCUAGCACUUUCAACGAUCCUUCAGCGCUGUUGACUGGCUCGCAAAGUGAAGAAGUAAUCAACCAGAUGAUGAGCAUGGGCUUUGAGCGGGAGCAAAUCAACCGUGCUAUGAGGGCGGCGUUCUUCAACCCAGACCGGGCAAUUGAAUAUCUGCUGAAUGGCAUUCCGGAAAAUAUCCAGCAGGAGCAACAACAAAGAUCAGCCGCUACCACCCCUGCCGCUCCUCAAGCCGCCGCUGCUAGCGGAGCUCCACCUGCUACCUCUGGAGAAGACGAGCCGGUCAACCUCUUUGAGGCUGCUGCUCAGGCUGGUGAAGGUCGCGGCGGCGCUGGCGGUGCGUCUGGUGGCGAACCCCAGUCACUCGACUUCUUACGCAAUCAUCCAGCUUUCCAGCAACUUCGCCAGCUAGUCCAACAGCAACCUCAGAUGCUGGAACCUAUCCUUCAGCAAGUUGGUCAGGGUAACCCCCAGAUUGCCCAGCUCAUUGGCCAAAACGAGGAAGCUUUCCUUCAAUUGUUGAGCGAAGAGGACGAUGCUGCACUUCCUCCGGGCACAACCCAGAUUCACGUUACGGAAGAGGAGCGAGACGCCAUCGAACGGCUCUGCCGACUCGGAUUUCCGCGAGACCUAGUUAUUCAAGCCUAUUUCGCCUGCGAUAAGAACGAAGAGCUCGCGGCAAACUACCUGUUUGAGAAUUCUGACGACGGUGACGAUGCAUGAAACUAUCAUCCGACUUUAGUUAAUUAUGGUGUGCCGCUACUUUUCUGUCAAUCUAUCACC
Aspergillus nidulans FGSC A4 is the source of this 1328-nucleotide messenger RNA. RefSeq names its product putative UV excision repair protein (RadW). Lineage: Eukaryota; Fungi; Ascomycota; Eurotiomycetes; Eurotiales; Aspergillaceae. The coding region runs from base 159 to 1268 and encodes 369 amino acids. Gene Ontology annotation, cellular component: nucleus; cytoplasm. Gene Ontology annotation, biological process: nucleotide-excision repair; proteasome-mediated ubiquitin-dependent protein catabolic process. The record is from RefSeq and is a predicted model, not a curated record. Gene Ontology annotation, molecular function: polyubiquitin modification-dependent protein binding; ubiquitin binding; damaged DNA binding. The transcript is spliced from 7 exons.